Molecule: messenger RNA, 471 nt
Organism: Penicillium diatomitis
Lineage: Eukaryota; Fungi; Ascomycota; Eurotiomycetes; Eurotiales; Aspergillaceae
Product: nucleotide triphosphate diphosphatase NUDT15
Exons: 3
Coding region: 1-471 (156 amino acids)
Biological process (GO): dGTP catabolic process
Cellular component (GO): cytosol
Molecular function (GO): 8-oxo-7,8-dihydrodeoxyguanosine triphosphate pyrophosphatase activity
Source: RefSeq, a predicted model, not a curated record
AUGACCACCACAAAUCCAGACCCCAGAAUCGGUGUGGGCGUCUUCGUCCUCAACGCCGAGGGUAAAUUCAUCUUGGGCAAGCGCAAAGGAAGCCACGGUGCCGAUACCUGGGCGCUUCCAGGCGGACAUCUCGAAUUUGGCGAGUCCUGGGAGACGUGCGCCGAGCGGGAAAUUCUCGAAGAGACGGGAUUAAAGAUUCGAGAUAUUCGUUAUUUGACGGCCACAAACUCGGUCUUUGUGGCGGAGAACAAGCACUACGUGACUAUCUUUAUGGGCGCGAAAGUGGAGGAUGAUCAAGGCGAACCUUGGAUCGUGGAGCCGGAAAAGUGCUCAGCAUGGGAGUGGUGCUCGUGGGAAGACCUGCGAUCCAUGGGGCAACAACAACUCAGCGCUGGCUCUGAGUUCUCUGGCGAGCAGCUGUUCCUGCCUUUGUUGAGUUUGCUGGAGCAGCGACCUGAUUUUCAGAUCUGA